CCUACUUCCCACACGCACUUCUGCUGCUGCUGCCCCCCCAGUCUGCUGCUUUAAGCUUGGCCUAAUCAUUAGACCCGCCGUCGCUGUGGACUGCCCUUUAGGCGCCUUUGCUUUGCGCGAAACCCCCGACGACCUGGGCCCCGACUCUUGUCGUCUUGUCUCUUUCUGCAAAAGAAAUUUGUGUUGCUGCUCCUUUGACCCGCUGUCACAGCUCCUGUUGGGAUAGCUUCCAUUACCGCUUCUCUCUCUCUCUCUCUUCCCCUCCUCCCCUUCCCUUCCCUUACGGCAUAAUUCACGCCAGAUCCUACCAGAAUGGCUUCCAAGUUCUUAAGAGAAUACAAACUCGUCGUUGUCGGUGGUGGUGGUGUCGGAAAGUCUUGCUUGACUAUUCAAUUGAUCCAGAGCCACUUCGUGGAUGAAUAUGACCCGACAAUUGAAGAUUCCUACCGCAAGCAGUGCGUUAUCGACGAGGAGGUAGCAUUGUUGGACGUUUUAGAUACUGCCGGACAGGAGGAGUACUCGGCGAUGCGUGAACAGUACAUGCGAACCGGCGAAGGCUUCCUUCUCGUCUACUCGAUAACGUCGCGCCAAUCAUUCGAGGAAAUCAUGACUUUCCAACAACAGAUCCUGCGAGUCAAGGAUAAGGACUACUUUCCCAUCAUCGUGGUCGGCAACAAGUGCGAUUUAGAAAAGGAGAGGGCUGUUUCCGAAGAAGAGGGUGAGGCUCUAGCACGGCAGUUCGGCUGCAAGUUCAUCGAGACAUCCGCCAAGUCCCGUAUUAACGUCGAGAACGCUUUCUACGACCUCGUGCGCGAGAUCCGUCGGUUCAACAAAGAGAUGUCAUCGUACCCGUCUGGCGCGGGCGGCGGCUCACGCGCCCCGGAAGGAAAAAUGGACGUCAGCGAGCCUGGCGAUGACGCCGGCUGCUGUGGAAAAUGUAUAAUUAUGUAAUGGGACAGGCGUUGGAUCUAAAAGAAUACAUACAGGUCGAGAUACGGAAGGAAAGCAAAAACACAUACAUUCACUCCCGGCUGGAAAGAGAGGUCAGCAACAGAGACGGGCCACUUG
Messenger RNA from Aspergillus welwitschiae, 1068 nucleotides. Its product is annotated as Ras family protein. Lineage: Eukaryota; Fungi; Ascomycota; Eurotiomycetes; Eurotiales; Aspergillaceae. Gene Ontology annotation, biological process: signal transduction. The record is from RefSeq and is a predicted model, not a curated record. The transcript has 4 exons. Bases 313 to 951 code for a protein of 212 amino acids. Gene Ontology annotation, molecular function: GDP binding; GTPase activity; GTP binding. Gene Ontology annotation, cellular component: plasma membrane.